Messenger RNA from Electrophorus electricus (electric eel), 681 nucleotides. RefSeq names its product Purkinje cell protein 4b (gene pcp4b). The record is from RefSeq and is a predicted model, not a curated record. Gene Ontology annotation, cellular component: cytoplasm. Gene Ontology annotation, molecular function: calcium ion binding; calmodulin binding. NCBI's taxonomy places the organism in Eukaryota, Metazoa, Chordata, Actinopteri, Gymnotiformes, Gymnotidae.
CACGAUGACAUGGAGGCGACGGGUGUAGACUUUAUAAAGCCUCGUCCGCGGAGCUCAGCCGCUGAAAAGCUUGAUACUGAGCCCGCUGAUCCUAACCCCGCUGAUCCUAACCCCGCUGAUCCUAACCCCGCUGAUACUAACCCCACUGAUACUAACCCCACUGUUCUCCGGGAGAAGAGAAGGUAGCCCGCGCCGCGACACCAUGAGCGAGAGUCAAGGAUCUGGCACAACAGGUGGUAACAACAAAACCUCUGGAAAACAAGAUGCUUCUAAGAAGAGUGCUCCGGAGGACUUUGACAUCGACAUGGACGCCCCUGAGACCGAGAAGGCAGCUGUGGCCAUCCAAUCACAGUUCAGAAAGUUCCAGAAGAAAAAACAUGAUGACAAAGCCUGAGAGCUCCAUCCCCUCUGGUGUGGUGGUGGUAGGAUGGUGCAUGUGAUAGAAUUAAACUCAAGGAGGGUGGUGGUGGGGCCUACAGAUAUGACCUCUCAGUCACUGAUGUCUGGGAAAGUCCAUUACGUAAUUUCUCACUCAGCUACUGAAUGAAUAACUUAUUUAUUUUUCUUAAGGUGCUUCCAUGUAGUCAGGUGUCUGUGUCAACUCUUCAUCCUUAUCUCAGCAACCUUCAGUACUAUGUCAUUUAUAGUGCUAUAAAUAAAAAGAAAUGAAAUUAAAAGAGA